AUGCGCACCCUCGGAUACUCGAUCCUGGUCUGGAUGCCCGUCGCGGGCGGCGCCGUUUUCCUGCUGGCGGCGGCCGUCAGCAUUGCAAUCGUGACGCUGCCCGGUCUGCGGGCUCACUUCAUUUCCUUGGACCUGGAGCAGCGGCUUGUGUCCGGCCAGCACGCCUUGUUUGUCGUUGUGUUUGGCCUGCAGAUCGUUCCCUACACAGUCCUUUUUGCCAAGUUCUUCUUUGAGCGCUGGAGCACUGAGUACUUCACAGGUGUCGACGACGGUCUGAUCAACGAGCCUGGCGUCAUCAUGGGCGCCCUCGUCACCUCCCACGCCUUCAUGUACUGCGCGGAGGGUGGCCUGCGCGCCACCGUCAAGCCCAGCCGGCUGCUGCUGGUGCACCACGCCCUGUUUUUUGUCCUGAUGGCCAGCAGCCUGUGGACCGGGCCCUCACUGCUGAUGGUCAAGGCCACCAUAGUCCUCGACCUGGGUGCUGUCCAUGAGCUGCCCCUGUACAUCGCACUGCUUCUCUACAGGCUGAGCAGCAGCACGCGCCUGGUGCGCGCGUGGCUCGUGGCCGGCAUGGUCUGGUACGGUUUCACAAGGGUGGUGCAGACCGGCCUCCUCAUCUGGCUGCUGAUCACCGUCGACGCGCGCCUGCGGCCGACGACGCCCUUUGUCAUAUUUGUCAUCGUGGCCGCUGCCCUGUCGGGCGUGCAAGCGUACACCUUCAAGAUCUAUGGGGGCAUGUACAAGCGCGCACCCUGCCGCAAAAUCAAGGCACGGCCGGCACCCUCACAGACUCGAGAGGUUCCUGGCUCCGCCGACGUCUCAGUUGCCAUCAAGGAUGUCUCAGUUGCCUGA
Molecule: messenger RNA, 852 nt
Organism: Monoraphidium neglectum
Lineage: Eukaryota; Viridiplantae; Chlorophyta; Chlorophyceae; Sphaeropleales; Selenastraceae
Exons: 5
Coding region: 1-852 (283 amino acids)
Source: RefSeq, a predicted model, not a curated record